AUGACGAGCGACUUAGACCAGGCUCCGACACCGCCGUCAGAGAAUGGCUCUUUCCGCCGUAUAUCGCCAGCCCAAGCUGCUGCUGAUGCGAUUCCUCUUCUCGUCGAUGACACUUAUCACGUGUUCCACCUGGUAACGCCUCCAUACACCAGACAUCAUCCCCCGCGAUUACGUUCGACCUGGUGGCGGAUGAGGUCCCAGAACCUGGUUGACUGGAACCGGGAUAGUGGGCCUAGCAUCAGGCCCGGAGACGGAGUAGAUGCGCCGGAUGCUGAUGGCGCGUGGACUGGUGCUGCAGUCCUAGGUCCGGAUGGGAACAUGAACAUCUUCUAUACUGGGUACAAUCUGUCGCAGAAUGGGAAACAAGUGAUCCUCAGGUCGAGAUCACAGGACCGUCAUGGCAGUCGCUUCGAGUGCCCUGGGAAGGAGAUAUCCUUCACCGGUGCCGGCCGGUCUAAGCUAGAAGACAUUGACUUUCGAGACCCUUUCAUAUUUUACAACGAAAGCGAGGCUCAGUAUUGGAUGAUUAUCGCAUCUAGAUUGGCUGGAGGUCCUCACUGGAGCCGUGGAUGCAUUGCUCUCCUUAAGUCCAAGGACUUGGAUACAUGGAGCUUUGCCCCUGAGCCACUGUAUUCACCAAACGACAUGUUCUGCCCGGAAUGCCCAGAGCUUUUCGGUUUACCGAACGGCAAAUGGUAUCUGGUGUAUUCACGUUUCCACGCCCCGAACUCGGGGACUGUAUACCGCGUCGCCGACUCACCUUACGGCCCCUUCAGGAUCCCUCGCGAUGGUUCCCAUGGUCGAUUAGAUGGAAGAAGGUGGUAUGCAGCGAAGUCCUGCCCGAAAGCCGGCGACCCUGGGAAGCGAAUAUACUUUGGCUGGAUAGGUGACUACAUCGACGAGGAAGGCAAAUGGUUGUGGGGCGGCGACCUAGGACUGCCUCGUGAAGUAUCUGCAGAUGAGAAGGGAAAUCUCCGUGUCGAUGUCGUGCCGGAGGCGGAGAGGCUCUUCUACGAGACUUCGAUGAAAAUUUCCUCCGUGGACUUACCAUCAGAACUGUCGCUGUCAUCGACAGGCUCAACCGUCAUCACCUAUCCCGAGUUGGGAGACGCGGAGAAAAGAGACCUUCUUGUCAAAUUUGACAUCAGAAGCUGUGAAGCCCACUCAUUUGGCCUUGUUAUUGAGGCAGACAAGACGCAGAAAGGACACCGACUGCAGAUAGUGCCAGCCGGAGAAGACACGUACACUGUGACCUUGUUCACUGAUUUCCCCCCGCUCGAUGAUUUCUGGGCCGACCAGUACGAUCUGCAUCUGGCCAGGCCUGUCGAUGGUCCUGAAAUUGUACGCCAUGAGCUUGUCAAAUUAACGAAGGAUAUCACCAUGUUUCUUCGAGGUCGCUUGCUGGAGAUCUUCUGUGGAGGUCGUUCCGUUAGCUUUCGUCUUCCGAACUCGAUAUCCACGUCUCUGAGCACGCAAACAGAACAAAAAACUUCACGUACUCAGCGCCUCGGCUGGUUUGUCGAGGAUGGCGAGGUCAAGCUGAGCAAGGUAUUAAUCCGAUAUGGAGGAUUGGUGGAUAAAACAUGUAUAUAG
This is a messenger RNA of Neoarthrinium moseri, 1593 nucleotides long. RefSeq lists its product as uncharacterized. The transcript has a single exon. The record is from RefSeq and is a predicted model, not a curated record. Gene Ontology annotation, molecular function: hydrolase activity, hydrolyzing O-glycosyl compounds. Gene Ontology annotation, biological process: carbohydrate metabolic process. NCBI's taxonomy places the organism in Eukaryota, Fungi, Ascomycota, Sordariomycetes, Amphisphaeriales, Apiosporaceae. Bases 1 to 1593 code for a protein of 530 amino acids.